Molecule: messenger RNA, 9746 nt
Organism: Poecilia latipinna (sailfin molly)
Lineage: Eukaryota; Metazoa; Chordata; Actinopteri; Cyprinodontiformes; Poeciliidae
Gene: pi4kaa
Product: phosphatidylinositol 4-kinase, catalytic, alpha a
Exons: 54
Coding region: 116-6496 (2126 amino acids)
Biological process (GO): phosphatidylinositol-mediated signaling; phosphatidylinositol phosphate biosynthetic process
Cellular component (GO): plasma membrane; cytoplasm
Molecular function (GO): 1-phosphatidylinositol 4-kinase activity
Source: RefSeq, a predicted model, not a curated record
GCACUGUUUGGCCAUCUCCCCCACCGUAGUUCUAGCAGCCUCUGUAUCUGCUGUGGUUGGGCCGAACGAUAGAAGAUGUUUGUGUCUGUGUAGCGGCGUCCGGGAAUGGUUAAACAUGUCUCUGAAUGGAGGAGGAUGCAGAGGCUUCUACUUCAACACCGUGCUGUCUCUGGCUCGGUCGCUCGCGACUCACCAGCACGCGCCGUUAGACAAGGUGCAGAAGCUGCACUGCAUGUGCCCUGUGGACUUCAGAGGCGUCUUCCAGCUUGACGAGAGGAGGCGGGAUGCUGUGACUGCUCUUGGGAUUUUCCUGGUAGAGUCCAACCUACAGCACAAAGACGUCAUCGUCCCCUACCUUCUUGGGCUACUCAAAGGGCUUCCCAAGGUUCAGUGGAUCGAGGAGAGCUCUGAACGCAAAGGGCGGGACGCUCUUCCAGUCGCAGAAAACUUCAGCUUUUGUCUUGUGACGCUGCUCUCAGAUGUUGCUCAGAGAGAUGAGAACUUUAGAGGACAGAUCCUGGAGGCGCUCAUGGACAUCAUGCAGGUCCUUCAAGACAUCUGCAAAAAUCCAGAUGCUCACGAUAAAGGAUACCUGUGCAGGUACACUGUGCCCAGCCUGCUGGGUGUGGCCAGGGCGUUUGGCCGAUACAGUAACACGGACGAGCCGCUGCUGUCCAAGCUGUUCCCCCGACCCGCUGCCCCGUUGCUCUCUGUAGGUGACUGCGGCGAUGUGGCCCGACGGCGCUCCUUCAACGACUUCCGCUCCAUCCUGCCGAGCUCUCUGCUCACGGUGUGUCAGGGAGACUCUCUGAAACGUAAAACCUCCUCUGUGUCCAGCGUUUCACAACAGGCAAGUCCAGAGAGAACGGGACUGACGCCCAGCUCUCCUGCCGAUCCGUCUGCGCAGUACUUUGAAGGCUCCUACCUCCCUGAUGGCAGCGCCGUGGACCCCGAUUAUUAUUUCUCCACCAUCAGCUCCAGCUUCUCUGUCUCUCCUCUUUUCACUGGGAGCAGCUCCGGAGAGUUCCAGGUCCCUCUGGAGAUGCUCAGGCAGCUCCUUCACAUGGUUGAGCAAUUUGUUUCCGAGUCGUUUUUGAAGUCACUGGAUGGCAUCCUAGCAGAAUACCAGGAAAGCAAUCCAGAAAUUCAUCUUUACUACAAGACCUUCAGUGACCCGUUAUAUGUGGCCAUAUUUAAAAUGCUGAGAGACACUCUGUACAAUCUGAAAGACCUUCAGACUGACUAUGUGAAGGAGGUUCAUGACUUCGUCCUGGAGCAGUUCAGCAGCAGCCAGUCAGAGCUGCAGAGGAUUCUCCAUGACGUGGAGUACCUUCAGAGUGAAUUGAGCCCGCUCAAACUGCGUUGCCAGGCCAACGCUGCUUGUGUUGACCUCAUGGUUUGGGCUGUCACAGAGGAACAGGGCGCUGAGAACCUUUGCACCAAACUGUCAGAGAAGCUGCAGUCGAAGACUUCUAGUAAAGUUAUCAUCGCCCACAUGCCCCUCCUCAUAUGCUGCUUACAGGGUUUGGGUCGUCUGUGCGAGCGCUUUCCUGUCGUGGCGCACUCCGUCACCACGUCUCUCAGAGACUUCCUGGUGGUGCCCUCUCCUGUUCUGGUGAAGCUCUACAAAUAUCACAGCCAGUGCGCUCCAGGAGGAAGUGACAUCAAGAUCCAUGUGACCAAUGAACAUUCUCAGUCAACCAUCAGCACCAAUGCAAGCAAGAAGAGCCAGCCGUCCAUGUACGAACAGCUGCGGGACAUCUCCAUCGAUAACAUAUGCAGGUGCCUGAAAGCUGGCCUCACGAUGGAUAACGUCAUCGUGGAGGCUUUCCUCGCCAGUCUGUCCAACCGUCUCUACAUCUACCAGGAAAAUGACAAGGAUGCUCACCUGAUCCCGGACCACACCAUCAGAGCUCUGGGCCACAUCGCCGUGGCGCUGCGCGACACGCCCAGGGUGAUGGAGCCCAUCCUGCAGAUCCUGCAGCAGAAGUUCUGCCAGCCACCUUCGCAGCUCGACGUCCUCAUCAUAGAUCAGCUGGGCUGCAUGGUGAUCACAGGCAAUCAAUACAUCUACCAGGAAGUGUGGAAUUUGUUCCAGCAGAUCAGUGUCAAAGCGAGCUCCAUGGUUUACUCCACCAAAGACUACAAAGACCACGGUUACAGACACUGCUCUCUGGCUGUUAUAAACGCUCUGGGUAACAUAGCAGCCAACAUGCAGGCCGAGCAGAUGGUGGACGAGCUGCUGGUCAACCUGCUGGAGCUUUUUGUGCAGCUGGGCUUAGAGGGGAAGAGAGCGAGUGAGCGGGCCUCGGACAAAGGCCCGGCCCUGAAGGCCUCUAGCAGUGCUGGAAACCUCGGCGUCCUCAUUCCGGUAAUCGCCGUGCUGACGAAGAGGUUGCCACCAAUAAAGGAGGCAAAGCCGCGUCUGCAGAAGUUAUUCAGAGACUUCUGGCUCUACUCUGUCGUCAUGGGAUUCGCAGUGGAGGGCUCAGGUCUGUGGCCGGAGGAGUGGUACGAAGGAGUUUGUGAAAUCGCAACCAAAUCGCCGCUGUUGACGUUUCCCAGCGGGGAGCCUUUACGCUCCGAACUUCAGUAUAACUCUGCGCUGAAGAACGACACCGUCACUCCAGCGGAGCUGAAUGACCUGCGCAGCACCAUCAUCAACCUGCUGGACCCGCCUCCAGAGGUGGCCGCACUCAUCAACAAGCUGGACUUUGCCAUGUCCACAUACCUGCUGUCUGUCUACAGGCUGGAGUACAUGAGGAUGCUGCACUCUCUGGACUCGGACCGCUUCCAGGUCAUGUUUCGUUACUUUGAAGACAGAGCGAUACAGAAGGAUAAAUCUGGUAUGAUGCAGUGCGUGAUCGCUGUCAGUGACAAGGUGUUUGAGGUUUUCCUUCAAAUGAUGGCUGAAAAACCUAAAACCAAAGCUCACGAGGAGGAACUGGAACGCCACGCUCAGUUUCUCCUGGUCAACUUCAACCACAUCCACAAGCGGAUCCGCAGAGUGGCCGACAAAUACCUGUCUGGUCUGGCUGAAACCUUCCCCCACCUGCUUUGGAGCGGCCGGGUGCUGAAGACCAUGUUGGACAUCCUGCAGACUCUCUCCCUGUCCCUCAGUGCAGACAUUCAUAAAGAUCAGCCGUAUUAUGACAUCCCUGACACCCCGUACAGAAUCACUGCCCCGGACACAUAUGAAGCCAGGGAGAGCAUUGUCAAAGAUUUUGCUGCGCGGUGUGGAGAAAUCCUUAAGGAGGCUAUGAAGUGGGCUCCGUCUGUAACAAAGUCCCACCUACAGGAGUACCUGAACAAACAUCAGAACUGGGUCUCGGGUCUGUCCCAGCACACGGGUCUGGCCAUGGCCACUGAAAGCAUCCUGCACUUUGCUGGCUACAACAGACAGAGUACCACUCUGGGGUCCACCCAGCUGACUGAGAGGCCAGCCUGUGUGAAGAAGGAUUAUUCCAACUUCAUGGCAUCCCUGAACCUACGGAACAGAUACGCCGGAGAGGUUGCAGGAAUGAUCCACUUUGCGCAGGCAGUCAGGGGCCAGUCGGAUCUGACCCGGAUCAUGAUCAAGCAGAUGGAGGAGGCUCUGGACUCUGCUCAGCCUGAGGCCUUCACCGAGGCCAUGUUCAAGCUGGCCGCGUUGCUCAUCAGCAGCAGAGAAUGUGACCCGCAGCUCCUGCACCACCUCUGCUGGUCGCCCCUCAAGAUGUUCACGGAGCACGGCAUGGAAACAGCCAUUGCAUGCUGGGAGUGGCUGCUGGCGGCGCGUACGGGGGUGGAAGUACCGUUUAUGCGGGAGAUGGCGGGAGCGUGGCAGAUGACGGUGGAGCUGAAGAUGGGCCUGUUCUCCGACGCGCAGGUGGAGGCCGAUCCUCUUGCUGCGUCAGAGGAAAGUCAGCCUGUGCCCUGCCCUCCAGAUGUCACCCCUCACCACAUCUGGAUCGAGUUUCUUGUCCAGAGGUUUGAAAUAGCCAAAUAUUCCAGCGCGGAUCAGGUGGAGAUCUUUGGCAGCUUGCUGCAGCGCUCCCUGUCCCUGGGCGUCGGGGGAUCGAACAGCGGCUUGAACCGCCACGUGGCUGCCAUUGGACCACGUUUCAGGCUGCUGACUUUAGGUCUGGCUCUGCUGCACUCUGAUGUUCUCACCAACUCAACUGUGAGAAACGUCAUCAGGGAGAAGAUCUACUCCACAGCCUUCGAUUACUUCAGCGUGUCUCCGAAGUUUCCCACCCAGGCCGACAAGCGUCUCCGCGAGGACAUCUGCAUCAUAAUCCGCUUCUAUGCCAGCAUCCUGUCGGAUAAGAAGUACCUCGCAGCGUACCAGCUGGUCCCACCCGGUGAGCUUGGUACUACCUCAGCCCCGAGCACUCUCUCUGCUGGGAUAUUCGGAUCGCUAAUCGUGUCCAGCACUACUCCGAUAUCGAUCUUAAAUAAUCAGGACCCGUCCUUGAACAGCCUGUCGGUGAUGAACGCCGCCGACCUGAGGAGCAAUGUGGACUCCAGCUCCCGAUCCCAGCAGAGCGCCCAGGGCUGGAUCAACACCUACCCUCUGUCCAGUGGGAUGUCCACCACAUCCAAGAAGUCAGGCACGUCUAAAAAGAGCAACAGAGGAACUCAGCUUCACAAGUACUACAUGAAACGCCGGACUCUGCUGCUGGCGCUGCUGGCCAGUGAGAUUGAGCGUCUGACAACGUGGUACAACCCGCUCUCCACUCAGGAGCUGGCCAUCGCCACAGAGCAGUCGGUGGAGACCAGCAUCGCCAACUGGAGGUCCAAGUACAUCAGCCUGACGGAGAAACAGUGGAAGGACAACGUCAAUCUGGCCUGGAGCAUCGCACCAUACCUGGCUAUGCAGUUACCUACAAGGUUUAAAAACGAUGCCAUCGUUGCCGAAGUGACCCGGCUGGUGAGGCUGGACCCCGGAGCGGUGAGCAACGUACCCGAGGCCGUAAAGUUCCUGGUGACCUGGCACACCAUCGACGCCGACUCCCCUGAGCUGAGCCACAUCUUGUGUUGGGCUCCGGCUGACCCGCCCACGGGUCUGUCCUACUUCAGCAGCAUGUACCCUCCUCAUCCUCUCACUGCACAGUAUGGAGUUAAAGUGCUGCGCUCCUUUCCUCCGGACGCCAUCUUGUUCUACAUUCCUCAGAUUGUGCAAGCGCUUCGCUAUGACAAGAUGGGUUACGUGAGGGAGUACAUCCUGUGGGCGGCGCAGAAGUCUCAGCUUCUCGCUCAUCAGUUCAUCUGGAACAUGAAGACCAACAUCUUCAUGGAUGAGGAGGGACACCAGAAAGAUCCCGACAUCGGGGAGCUGCUGGAGCAGAUGGUGGAGGAGAUCAUGGGUUCUCUAUCCGGUCCGGCCAAAGACUUCUACCAAAGAGAGUUUGACUUCUUUAAUAAGAUCACCAACGUGUCCGCCAUCAUCAAGCCGGUUCCGAAGGGAGAGGAGAGAAAACGAGCUUGUCUCAAAGCGCUGUCGGACAUCAAAGUGCAGCCAGGUUGUUACCUACCCAGUAAUCCAGAAGCCAUAGUGCUGGACAUCGACUACAAGUCUGGAACCCCCAUGCAGAGCGCUGCCAAAGCUCCCUAUCUGGCCAAGUUUAAGGUGAAGCGCUGCGGGGUGAGCGAACUGGAGAGGGAGGGUCUCCGCUGUCCAUCCGACUCCGUGGAAGACGGAGAGGACAAUCCAGACGGAUCACGCAGGGUUUGUUGGCAGGCGGCCAUCUUUAAAGUGGGAGAUGACUGCAGACAGGACAUGCUGGCUCUGCAGAUUAUUGGGCUGUUUAAGAACAUCUUCCAGCUGGUGGGUCUGGACCUGUUUGUCUUUCCGUACAGAGUGGUUGCCACGGCGCCAGGGUGCGGUGUAAUCGAAUGCAUCCCAGACUGCAAAUCCAGGGACCAGCUCGGUCGCCAGACAGACUUUGGGAUGUACGAUUAUUUCCGUAACCAGUACGGCGAUGAAUCCACUCUGGCCUUCCAGAAGGCUCGGUACAACUUCAUCCGCAGUAUGGCCGCCUACAGCCUCCUGUUGUUCCUGCUGCAGAUCAAAGACAGACACAACGGCAACAUCAUGUUGGACAGCAAGGGUCACCUUAUCCACAUUGAUUUCGGAUUUAUGUUUGAGAGCUCCCCAGGCGGUAACCUGGGCUGGGAGCCAGACAUCAAGCUGACGGACGAGAUGGUGAUGAUCAUGGGAGGAAAAAUGGAGGCUACGCCUUUCAAAUGGUUCAUGGAGAUGUGUGUCAGAGGGUAUCUGGCUGUGCGGCCUUACAUGGAUGCAGUGGUUUCCCUGGUGACCCUCAUGCUGGACACGGGGCUGCCAUGUUUCAGAGGACAAACCAUCAAACUUCUUAAGGGACGUUUUAAUCCGCAGAUGAGUGAGAAAGAAGCAGCAGCAUUCAUGAUAAAAGUCAUCCAGAGUUGUUUCCUCAGUAGCAGGAGCAAAACGUAUGACAUGCUGCAGUACUACCAGAACCAGAUUCCUUACUGAAGGCCGUCCAGCAGAACUCCGCUCCCCCUGACUGAAUCCACAGCAGCAUCUGUAGGACGAUCAUUACCGAGGACCUGACCAGACAGCAACUGGGCACUUUAACCCUCCAGUUUCACUCUGCAUACUAUGAUUUUAUAAUAAUAUCCAUGUAUGUUUUAGAGAAUUUCUCGACAGGGAUCUGAUUACCCUUUAACUUUUGUCUUGAUGCUAUGUUUUUUGUUAGUUUACCAGCAAACACUAAAGAUUUACACUUGGAGAAUGAGGUCAAAAAGGGAUUCGGUUUCUGCUCGUCAAAGCAGGAACCUCUGUUGUUGUCAUAGUGUUGCUGUGCUGUUACCCACUUUAAUGCACUUUAUAGAUCAGCAAUAGAUCAGUAGAUUCCUUAGAGAUGAAAACAAUCCAGAUAGUAUUGUAGACUUAGAAGAACAUGAAUUGAAGUUGUUAUAUAGGUAAAAUAUAUAUAUACAUAUAUAUCAUUACAAGAGUCGGUCCACAUUUAUUCUAAAAGUAAUCUGUAGUCAGUUAAAGGUAUUAAGACAAUAAGCUGUGAUUUUACAGUAGUGUGUACUGUAGAAUAUUUACUGUAGAGUCACACAGGCAGCUUUUUCAGUCGUAGUUAGAUGUUAACAUUUACGUUCACCAGGGUUUUACAGUGACCCUCGUCCUCGUGUCGCACGUUUUGAUGUCAGUGUUGAUGGACACCCAUUACAAAAAGGCAGUUUUCCACUACAGGAACUUACCAACCCAUAACUUGAAUUUACAGGGCUCUGCUGCUACUUCCACUUUCCAAAAUGUUUUUAGCCCGGAUGUUGCAGAUUUGGUGGAUGUAAUUUUUUAGGUAUGAAAUGUCUGUAGAGUACUGGCAUUAAGAAAAACAGCGGCACUAAUACACUCAAGAGUGAAUUGUUUUACCUUUCUGUGUGAGACACAUUGUAACGUUACUAAUAUUAUCGCAAAUUCUCAAAGACUGAGUAUUAGAGAUGCACCGAUCAGACGUUUCCCGGCCAAUACCGAUUCCAAUUAUGACUGUUUUCUUUUUUUGUUUGUUUUUGGAAAAUAGCAGGGAAAUGUGCUGUCNGUGUUUUGACAGAGGCAUCGCUAUGAAACGUAAACUUACAAUUUUAGCAUUAGUUCCACUAAGAUGUAGGUUCAGAGCACCGGUCACAGUGGUCAUCAGAAAUACGCCACUUUACAUCAAGUGUAUUAUUAUUAUUAACAUUGUAUUCCUAAAUACAUCAUUAUAAAUCUGAGGUCACUAGUGAAAUGUCAUAAGAAAUGGGUGAAAUAGUCACACUGAGUUAGUGGACAUUGACAACAGGAGUAAUACUCUGGGCGAGAGCUUUUUUUUAUUAUUAUUUCAAGAAUACUAUCAAAAAGCAUUAACAGGUAAAAUAACAAUAAUGUUCCAGCAACAGUUCAGAGUUUCUUCAACUAAACAUUUUUUCAUCUUUUCUACCUGAAGCAAAAACAAUGAUGUUUAAAAGUUAUGAAACUUUUAAGUUGGAAGUUGGAAAAAGAGACAAGUUGCCCAACAUAAACCACCUCAGACAAGGACAAAAUCAUGGCUUUGCAGAUCCUUAUCCAUACUUGGAAAAGUCAGUAAUGUGAAAUGCAAAGAUGCAUUUCCUCCUAGUACGCUGAUGCUUAUUACAUAAGCAGCAGGUGGCGCUGCCUCAUGGAAACAAGCCAAAAAACGAAACUGGAUUUAUCACAGCCCCGUUUUAAAAUGAAAAGGGUCCAAGCUUAUUUCAAACAUGUUUGACAUGUUUUUAAAUAACUACAUGCAAUGAGUCCCUUUGAUUUUAGCCUGAUCAACAUAUAUUAUGGCAAAUAAAAACUGAAGUUUGGAAUGAUCAGAAAGAAAUAUUUAUGGAUUUACAGAUGCUUCUCAUACAGUAUUCAACAUGACAAAUAUAGCAAAUGUUUAAAGUUUUUUUAAAUGCAUAUUGUUACAAGUUUAUGCCGUUACAAAGUCAUUGACUAUCUCCUGCAUUACUAUGUAACAACUCUCUCUAAAGGGCAUAACAUAAUUUGGAAAAUAAAGAGCUGCAAAUGUACCACAUACGCUAAAUCGGGAUGUCCAAACACAUUUCCUGAAACAAUCAUGUUCCAUUAGCUGUCAUGUUAAAGCUGUUUUUCUUCCGUCUACAGAAAAAUACUGAGCCUGCAUUAAAAAUACAGCUGCAAAAUACAGAACAGAUGAAAAAGCACAAGUUCUAAUUGUAGAAAGAGUGAGCAUUUUUGCAACUUUUUUCUUUUCUUUCAGGUUUACCCUCUUAAAUUUCGGAAAUUUUAAUGUUAUAUUCCCUUAGAUUUCUUUUUCAGUAAUCCCUAAAUGUCUUUUUUUUUCUCCUUUUCCCUUAAUGACUCAGUUUUUCAGGGUCUGUCUUUACAUUUAUUUCGUGUCCAGUGAAGUUAGUCAGAAUCAGUGCUUGCUGUUUUGAAACAUUCCUUAUAUCUCAUUAUGUGUCUUUACAUUUAAAUCAAGCCUCUUGAAGACUGAGCUCAAGAUGAUAUUACCUGAUACAAGCCAUUUAUCCUACCCUCGGUAGAAAAAGCUGUAGUAACACUUGAGAAGAAAAAGACUCAAUUUAUGCAAUAUAUUUCUGUGUACUGACGCUUCGUCUGAGUGUUGUAUUGUAUCUCCCUCUGUUACAUUGCCGUGUGUGUGUGUGUGUGUGCGUGUGCGCUUGUGUGUCUACUUCUGCAGCUGUCUUCCUGCUGCUGUUGUGUUUGCAAAUCAACCUGAAGUGUUCACCUCUGCUGUUAUCAGAGAGAUGUUUUUGAGAUGUAAAGGAAAUUCAUCAUGUCUACUGUUUGUGUGUGUGUGUGUGUGUGUGUGUGUGUGCGUGCGUGUGUGUGUGUCUGUCUGUAAAGGUAUCUUCAUGAGGACCAGUGGAGUUUUAGGGUGUUUAGAGGGACGAUCUUUAAGGCGUCUUUCUCAGAUCAGGGUCAGAUAGAAAGCUUGAAAGCUUUUAGACUGAUUUGUGUUUUUUCACACUCCAAAACAUGUUAUUGACCUCAUUCUGAUGGCAUUAUCUACAUCUACAUGCCACACCAAAAGAUGCAAUAAGAUUCGCAGCUUUAAGAUAUUAUGUCUGAAAUGCAUUAAUAAAUGUCCUUAUGAAGAUUUCUAUGCAGACGUGAGUGUGUUUGUUUUGCUCAGUAUAUUUAUGUAUCAUUGCACCUUUUAGAUGGUCUGCUUUCUAAAACUGUAGUUAUUUCCGCAAUAAAUGUGAAAAUUUUCACU